This is a messenger RNA of Pseudopipra pipra, 3795 nucleotides long. RefSeq names its product threonine synthase like 1 (gene THNSL1). The record is from RefSeq and is a predicted model, not a curated record. Gene Ontology annotation, cellular component: cytoplasm. Gene Ontology annotation, biological process: amino acid metabolic process. Gene Ontology annotation, molecular function: pyridoxal phosphate binding. Lineage: Eukaryota; Metazoa; Chordata; Aves; Passeriformes; Pipridae.
CCGGGUAACGGCGCCAUGACGGGGCGGAGCCACUGCCACCACCUGUCGGCGGCGCAUGCGCACUGGACGGCGGUGAAGUCAGAGGGGCAGCGGUUCGGCUGCGCGUGCGCCGUUGGGGCGCGCGGUGGGCGCGCGCGGCACCUGUGGCAGCGGUCCCCGCCCCCGCCGUAUAGGAGUUCUUCACAAAUCCCUUGCUCGGUUUGGCAUCCCUUCAGAGAUUUGAAUGCAACUCAUUCAGCCUUGCUGUUGCACAACACUCAGUUAAGUGGAUUGUCAAGUUGCCUUGGAAAAACCCCCACAAUAACUCAUCAGAAGAUGUUUCACGUUUUUCAGUAUCGGCCUUUGAGACUAAUAACCCAAAACAGUCUUUCUAGCAUGUGUUUAAAACUGAUGCUUUCAAGACCUGUUGCAUUUGCACAGAUAUGGAAGUCAUGGUUUUCAAGCCAUUCUCUUCUUGGAAACAAAAAUAUUAUCUUGAUGGGACCUCCAGGUGCUGGGAAAACAACGAUUGGGAGAAUAGUAGGCCAGAAACUAGAUUGCCCUGUCAUAGACAUAGAUGACGAUGUCCUUGAAACAUCCUGGAAUAUGAGUGUGUCAGAAAAACUGCAGGACGUUGGUUAUGAGGAAUUUCUAGAGGAGGAAGGAAAAGCCCUGUUGAAUUUUUCAGCAUCUGGAAGUGUCAUUUCCCUUAGUGGGUCCAAUCCAAUGCAUGCUGCUGGCAUGCAGCACGUGAAGAAAAAUGGAAUAGUUGUGUAUCUGGAUGUGCCCACAACAGUCAUUAUGAGCAGGCUGAAAUCAAUGGCAGUGGAUCGCAUCGUGGGCCUGUCUGCUGGUAAUUCUCUCAAGGACAUACUUCAGUUUAGGAAGCCAUUUUACAAAAGGUGGUACGACAUCCGUGUUUUUUGUGGAGAGGAUACUGCAGCAGAGGUUGUAGCAGAAAAGGUACUUGAUGCUGUGAAGAGAUACCAAGACUCAGAACUGGAAACUUUCAUUUCAACUCGGUCUAGUAGGUCUGGAAGGAGUAUGGAAAAAGACUCUCAUAAGUAUUUCAGUGACGUUGUUAUUCAGGGCUUAGCCCCUGAUGGAGGACUCUUUGUUCCUGAGAGACGACUUCCAAAAUUCACUGCUGGAGAAUGGCAAGGUCUGAUAGAAGCAACUUACACUGAAAGAGCUGAGGUCAUACUAGAAAGAUGCAUACAUCCUGCUGAUAUUCCUGCUUCUAAACUGGCAGAAAUUAUUGGAACUGCUUAUGGAGAAAACUUUAGUUGUUCUAAAGUUGCCCCAGUAAGGCAUUUGGCAGGCAAUCAGUUUCUUCUGGAGUUAUUUCAUGGACCAACAGCAUCAUUUAAAGAUUUUGCAUUACAGUUGAUGCCACAUUUAUUUGCCUCCUGCAUUCCCAGAAGCUGCAAUUACUUGAUUCUGGUAGCUACUUCUGGGGACACAGGGAGUGCUGUCCUAGAUGGAUUUAGUCGUCUCCAUGACACUGACAAACAGAGAAUUGCUGUGAUGAAUUUUUUUCCUGAGGAUGGAGUAAGCCCAAUUCAAAAAUCUCAGAUGAUUGGCUGUCAGAAAGAAAAUGCAUGGUCAGUGGGCGUCAAAUCUGAUUUUGAUUUUUGCCAGACAGCUAUAAAGCAAAUCUUUACUAAUUCUGAUUUUACCGGCUUUCUUACAGUAGAAUAUGGAACUGCUUUAGCUGCAGCAAACUCCAUAAACUGGGCACGACUGCUUCCUCAGAUAGUUUAUCAUGCUUCUGCGUACCUUGAUCUUGUUCAUCAAGGUAUUAUUCCUUUUGGAAGCCCUGUGGAUAUUUGCAUUCCUACAGGAAACUUUGGCAACAUAUUAGCGGCUUUCUAUGCUAAAAUGAUGGGAAUUCCUAUCAGAAAAUGUAUUUGUGCUUCCAAUGAAAACAAUGUUUUGACUGACUUCAUAAGAACAGGUGUUUAUGAUUUGAGGGGAAGAAAAUUAAUUCCUACUUUUUCAUCAGCAGUAGAUAUCUUGAAGUCCUCCAAUCUUGAGCGAUACUUGCACCUGAUUGCUAAUGAAGAUGGACAACUGGUAACACAAUUAUUUAACCAGCUGGAAAAUCAGGGCCACUUCCAGCUACGGAAAGAUCUACUUGAAAAACUUCAGCAGGACUUAGUGGCUGGCUGGUGCUCUGAGGAGGACUGUCUAGCUGCCAUUCACUCUGUGUACAGUACUACAGGAUAUAUUUUGGAUACGCACACAGCUGUUGCUAAAGUAGUUGCAGAUCGAUUGCAGGAUAGAACUUGCCCGAUUAUUAUUUCAUCUACAGCUCAUUAUUCUAAGUUUGCACCUGCUAUCUUGAGGGCCUUGAGGAUUGCAGAAAUAAACCAGAAUCCAUUAAGUCAGCUUCACUUGCUGAGUUCUUACAGCGCCCUGCCUCCAAUCCACUGGGGCCUAUUAGAGACCCUGAAAAAGACAGGGAAUGGGGAUCACCAGGUCUGUGCUGCUGAUAUGAGUGUGCUGAUGCACCAUAUAGAAACCUUAAUUCAAAAUCAUUUCAUGAAAGUUUUUUGAGCAACUGAUCCAAUGUCCCCAGUGUCAGUUGCAAUACCUUCUUAACAAGCUGCAUGUUUUACUAAAUCCGUCAUUCACCUGGGCUGUGUCCAGUCCACAGUACAACAUCCACAAUUUUAUACUCAGUUGUCAAGCUUUCAACAGUAUUUGUAAGUAACAUGUGUGAGAUUUCUAGUGGUGGUGAAGGGCUGUGAAUUGAGAGUGUAAAAGACUGGAAUAUCUUUUUGAAGGUCAGACACAGUAGAGAUGCCGGCACUACAGGCUUUCCUUGGCAGUGCUGUCUCCUUCAGAAGCCUGAAGUGUCCUCCAUGGAAGGACACAGAUAAUGAAGUCUGACCUUUCUGAAACUAAUAGCUCUGGUUUUGUUGCAACAAUGAUGUGAUCCUUUGGUCUGUGGGUGAUUAAUUAAACUUUAAUUCAUUUCACUUAGGGCACUGAAACAUAAUAAGAUACUAUAAUAAUGUUCACAUGUUACUAAUGAGAAUGGAUUUCACUACAAAGAUUGAAGUGUAGUUGUAUUGUUAAUCCCUGAACCAUUGAAGAACCAUUGAAUUUUGUGAUAUCUUUUUGUAUAAUGUUUUAUUAUGUAUCAUGAGGCCAGUGUUUAUGUAAAAAAAUCUGGUCUUUUUGUUUUUCACACUUUUUUCUCCCAGAUAUUUUCCUGUGUCAAAUAGAAUACUUGAUUCAAUAUUUUUAAUAUAUUUGAGAUGUGACUCUUCCUCCAGUGUGUUGUGGUCUCUCUCCUGUAUGUUUUCUGUUUCAACUUUCAACUUUAGAAUUCUUUUUUAAUCCCAUAGAAGAAUCUGCUAGUAGUACCAGGGGUCUUCUUAAAUAACAACCAGACCUUGCCUUGUAUUUACAUUUAUUUUUUUGCAUUAUAAGUUUUAUCUUUGACGUCAUAGAGCUUUCUUGUUCUAAUUACUUCUAUUUUCCUAUUUUCUUAAGUUAACGCCCUUGAUGUUCUAUUCGGUUCUUGCUUUGCAUGAAUUAGUGUAAGAAAGAAGCUUCCCAAAUUGCUUGGCAUCUCAUCAAGGAAAGCGAAGGAUGAAUUCCAGUGUGAUAGCAUCAGAGGUAUUCAUUAUGUAACCUAAAAUAGAUCUGUGUGGUUUUGCUAAUGACAGGCUCUUUAUUGUUUUUUUUCUGAAGAAAAAAGAUAGAGUAGGUUGUACUAGGAGAUCAUGUGGUUAUGGAGGAAUGUAUUCUGGUACCUGGGGAUAUAUUUGGCAAUGACAUAAAAUAAACUACAUUUCACACUAA